AGUUUUCGUUGGUCCUCGGAGAAGGCGACUGACAAGCGGACGAUGGAAGUAGAAGAACCGCGUCGCUCGGGGAAGUACAGUUGGAGGAUCGACAGCUUCUCCAUGAAGAAGAAUGAAAACAACUUCCGCUCCGAAGCGUUCACUGUUGGAGGCUGCGAAUGGCGAAUACUUAUAUAUCCUAAGGGGAACCGCACGGGCGCGCAGUCUCAUUUGUCAAUAUACUUAGAGGUUGCGGAUGCUGCAAUAUUGCCAGAUGGAUGGUGCAGAGUUGCCAAGUCUGUGUUCACUUUAGUCAAUCAGGAAAGCGGAGUGGGCUCAACAAAAAUCGAGUCUCGUCUAAAUAGGUUCGGGGCAGGAACGCACAAUUGGGGGUUCGAGCAGUUCAUGCCUCUGGCUGUGCUUCACGACCACACUAAAGGUUAUGUGGUUAAUGAUACUGUGGUUCUUGAGGUCGAGAUUACUCUCCAUGAGGUUGCUCCGCCAAUCGAGUUAACCACACAAAUGAGCAGGCUUGACUCUUAUUUCAGCUGUCUUUCUGUUUAUUUCGGUGCUGCUGGAAACUCUGAUUUAAGAGCAGGAUCGGCUUCACGUACAUGGACCAUUGAUUUGGCUUCGGACUCUCCGAGCGCAGAUGAUAUAGAGAAGGCCAAGCACUCCUUGAAGGAAUGCCUGUCAGAUCUCUUCAGGUUGAACAUGACAGAUCGGCUUUCUUCAGCCUUGUCGAUCUUGAGCCAUGCCCGAGCUGGGUUGUCUCCUGAUCAGCAGAGAUCGAUCGAGACGUUUAAGGCCAACUUUGAUGAUUUUGUCUGCGACUUGUUAACCUUUGAGCAAGACAAUUCCGAUUUUGAGCUGCAGAAAAUCACUUGGAAUCAUUUAUAUUCAGCAAUGAAGAAGAAUCACGAGACUCACCUUUCAUACAAGCAGUCAUUUGAUGGCCUCACCGAGGAAGAGGAAGAGCUCAAGAAGAGACUAAAGGAAGUCUGCUCCAAAAAGGUGAAGCUCACGUCUAAUUGGGAAAAUCUGAUGAAUGAGUCAGAGGGAGUGAAAUCGAGAUUCGCAAUUCAGGAGAAGAAGCUAACAGAGGCCGAGGAGAAGAAGAAAGUAGCUGAGGAAAGGAUGUCUAGAUCAACCAGUGCUUGGUCCAGUUUGAAGGAACAAUUCCUUUAAUCUUUCAGGUUGCCAAGUGAAGAUGGCUGAGAAACUUCAAGCUGCAAGAAAACUGGCUCUUUCCUGUUGCACUGAGGGAUGACAUUGAAAUGCGUUCUGUCAAAACCUUUUUAGCUUUAGAAUCCUGAUUGUUUGGGCUGUCAUUUUGUGUUUGCUAUGUUUCUUUUUAUUUCCGAUGGGUUUUGCCAGGAGGAUUAAGCUCAUCUCAGUAACAUUAAAUUCAUGGCAGUCCCAUAUAGUCUGGGAAGUUAAUCCGUGCGGAAUAGUUAAUCCGUGCCCCACCUAAUCCGGCGAACCAAACGUGCCCUAAAAGUCCUGAUGGAUCCUGCCAAAUCCUUGGAUGGCUAAAAGGGAAGAAGAUGUGCAGCCCUCGUGUUUUGAAGUCACUGGGAGAAUUGAUUAAGGAUUGGUCGGUGGCAUGGGAUAUUGACUGGUUGAUGCCCCAUUUAUUAUGUUUGAUUGAUGGAUGUCUCAUUGAAUACUAUGAACUUUCAUCAGGACCAACAGGUGAUUAUGAACAGAGGUGGGAAAUUGAGUUAUUUCUGUACUUUUUUUCCAUGUGCAGGUGCCUUCGGUUUUAUAUCAUACUAGGAUACUGAUAUUCGAUAUGAGUGACUCGUGAUUGUAGUGCAAGUAUCUGAUAAAAAUUUGUAUCUUUUAUAA
This is a messenger RNA of Punica granatum (pomegranate), 1830 nucleotides long. NCBI's taxonomy places the organism in Eukaryota, Viridiplantae, Streptophyta, Magnoliopsida, Myrtales, Lythraceae. The record is from RefSeq and is a predicted model, not a curated record.